Messenger RNA from Eruca vesicaria subsp. sativa (arugula), 552 nucleotides. The record is from the annotation of a GenBank genome assembly. Lineage: Eukaryota; Viridiplantae; Streptophyta; Magnoliopsida; Brassicales; Brassicaceae.
AUGUACGACAACCCUUUUCUGAACUUACUCCGUUUAAUAUUCGUCUGCUUAAUCUUGUAUAUCAUCCUCCGCCCUCUCUACGAUUGUUGUUGUCUCUCCCGCUCUAGGAGUCAUCACAUCCGCAGCCGUAACAACCGCUCUACAAUGGUUUUCGUCUCCGCCAAUCCUGCUCAUACAGCCUCACGCGGUCUAGAUCCCGCCGUCGCGAAGUCUCUUCCCGUUUUCAUUUUCUCCGCCUGGACGCAUAGGGAUCCGAUCGAUUGCGUUGUUUGUCUCUCACAGUUCGAAGAGGGAGAAUCGGGUCGGCCUCCCGCAACGACGUUAGAGGAGCAAGUAGCGAUCGUCACGAUCCCUCCUGAAUCGGGAUCUUCUGCGAUGCCGUUGGAAGAAGCGCCGGUGAGUCAGAUGCCAUCUUCUACUCGGAUGUUGAGCAGAGAUGGAAGAAGUGCCCCGUCUUCAUUUGUUGGAGCUCUGUCUCAAUCGCUGUCGUCAAGCUGCGGGAUAGUGAUGACCGAAUCGGAUAUUGAGCGGAGAGGAGAAGAGAUUAAAUGA